AUGAUGAAAAGAGAAGACACGUCACCUUGGGAGCUUACUUGCACUUAUGCAAAUGGUACUACGGGUUACACUGGUUUAUCCACAGAAACCACCUUUCAAUGCAUUGAUGGUACUCCUUUCAUUCCAGCUCCAAGAAUGGACGCCCAAAAGAAUUCAGCCAACAAGGUAAAGAAGAUAAGUUUCAUUCCUUUCUUUCUUUUUGUUCUUGCAUUAUUUUCUGCAGUCAGUGCUUAA
Molecule: messenger RNA, 234 nt
Organism: Yamadazyma jaroonii
Lineage: Eukaryota; Fungi; Ascomycota; Pichiomycetes; Serinales; Debaryomycetaceae
Source: the annotation of a GenBank genome assembly